AUGGAGGCGCGCGCGGCGGGCGGCGAGAUGGCGGCGGCGCUGCGGGCCGCCAAGCGGGCGCUGCGAGCGGAGCUGCGGCAGCGGCUGCGGGCGCUGGGCGAGGCGGAGAAGCGGCGCCAGUCCCGCCUGCUCACGCGCGAGGUGAUUGGCCAUCCGAAGUACCAGGAAUCCAAAAGAAUUGCUAUCUUUUUGAGCAUGCCAGAUGAAAUCCAGACAGAAGGCAUCAUUAAGGACAUUUUUAAGCAAGGCAAAGAGUGUUUUAUCCCACGUUACAAGCCUCACAGCAAUCACAUGGAUAUGCUAAAGUUAUCAUCAGCUGAAGACAUUUCUUCACUUCCUUUGACAUCCUGGAAUAUUCAUCAGCCUAGUGAUGAUGACAAUGUGAGAGAGGAAGCUCUUUCUGGUGGGGGUCUUGACCUUAUCUUCAUGCCUGGCCUUGGGUUUGACAAAAAAGGCAACAGAUUGGGAAGAGGGAAAGGAUAUUACGAUACAUAUCUUGAAAGGUGUAUGAAACAUCCCAGUGGAAAACCUUACACAAUUGCCUUGGCUUUUAGAGAACAAAUUUGUGAAUCGGUGCCUGUAGCUGAAAAUGACAUCCAAAUAGAUGAAAUCCUGUAUGAAGACUGCUGAAGGUAUCUUCGUAUCAACCCUCCUGCAGAGUGACCAACUGAAGACUUCAGAUCUGUUAAUCUCAACUUUUUAAUAGUCAUAUAUGACUUUGGGAGCAAUAAAAUAAUUAUUUUGAUUUGAACAACAGGAAGAUCUAACUGUGAUCAUGGUAAUGAGAGCUACGUGAAUUUGCUUCUAAUUGGAAAAUAUCUGCUGUGAAUUCUUGUUCUACAAUCAGUAGAAAAAGGCGUGUGCACAGCAAACUGAGUACUGUCCUCAGAACUUAGUUAUAUAUAUCCAUCAACCAAACAAAAAAACACCAGAUAAACCUUAUACUAAGCUAGGCAAAAAAAUUAUGAUUGGGAGAAAGACUUAAUUUGAUUUUAGUGUCUUCAAUGAUUUUGAUUAUGUACUUGGCUUCUUAAAGCUGCCUAAUAAUAAAAGGAGUAUCUGUUAAAAACAACAA
This is a messenger RNA of Rhea pennata, 1075 nucleotides long. RefSeq names its product methenyltetrahydrofolate synthetase (gene MTHFS). Gene Ontology annotation, cellular component: mitochondrion. The transcript is spliced from 3 exons. The coding region runs from base 1 to 630 and encodes 209 amino acids. Gene Ontology annotation, biological process: tetrahydrofolate interconversion; folic acid-containing compound biosynthetic process. Lineage: Eukaryota; Metazoa; Chordata; Aves; Rheiformes; Rheidae. The record is from RefSeq and is a predicted model, not a curated record. Gene Ontology annotation, molecular function: 5-formyltetrahydrofolate cyclo-ligase activity.